AUGCCAGGAAUGAGUUUGAAGUUAGUAUUAGCGUGGUUAUGUUUUGUUAUGGUGUGGUUUGGUGUGGUAUUGGGUAGUAGUGAUAGCAGUACUAGCUUAGAUAAAAUGGAGUUAUCGCCAAAUACCGAAUUGUCGACUGAGACAGCUUGUUUAUUAGGUGAAAGUAAUCCAUGCGUAGAAAUGGAUAAUUUGCAUUUAUCUGGCCUAGAUAACUUCAAUAGCGAAAUGUCAGAACACCAAAUACACAUUAUGAAGGAAAGAAUAACUGCUUGUUUGGAAUGGAUGGGUAUAAUAGUUCAUCCUUUGGUAGGAAACCGGUUGAUAGAAUCUCGCAAUCCAGAUGGCUCCAUAGGCUGGAUUUUUGAGAUGAAUUCAAUAGAGGAUCGAAUGCGAGUGGUAGAAGAUAUGCAGGCAAAUGAACUAAUAGACUAUUUGGAUGAAUUGAAAGGAAUACCAGGCGUACGUAAAGUCGCCACCAUAUAUCGCCGCCAGGCACUGAAAAUAGAAACUAACAGUUUUCAUAUUCUCCCAACCCCCAACUCAACUUUCAAGCCAACUAGUACUAACCCAAAUGAGGAAUCGAUAACCUACCAACAGUGUCUAGAAGACCUACAACCCCUGAAAAAGAUCACUAGUCCGAAUCCGAUAAGGAUUGUCGGGGGGCCAGCGAAAAAGGUGAUACUAGACCAACUUGAGCUGCUAUUGUUUCUACUGCGGAUUGCGGAUAGUCCUACAAUCGAAAUAGACUGGCUAGACGUGUAUAUGUCCUCGUUUGAUGCGAAAUCAAUAGAUAGGUUUAAACCUUUACUGAAGGAUAUCCCCGCGAAGCUGAAAAAGAGCGAACUUGUUAUUAAUAUCAUUAGUGCAUGUGAUCAUGUGCUUUGGGGCGCCUUCCUUAAGUUGGUCGGCGAAAAAUACGAUAUUAAAAUGACGUUUAUGGAAGGUUAUCCGACAGUGUCGCUUAAUGCCAACUCAACUUAA
Molecule: messenger RNA, 981 nt
Organism: Nematocida homosporus
Lineage: Eukaryota; Fungi; Microsporidia
Exons: 1
Coding region: 1-981 (326 amino acids)
Source: RefSeq, a predicted model, not a curated record